Nematocida major is the source of this 198-nucleotide messenger RNA. RefSeq lists its product as uncharacterized. The coding region runs from base 1 to 198 and encodes 65 amino acids. The transcript has a single exon. Lineage: Eukaryota; Fungi; Microsporidia. The record is from RefSeq and is a predicted model, not a curated record.
AUGUAUCCACUUGAGUUUAUUAGAGGGCUGCUGGGAGCAAAAAUAUGCGUUAUGCUGAGAGACGGAACAGAGUACAAGGGCGUGCUUCGGAUGUUUGACGAGCACAUAAACCUGAUCAUGUCAAAUGUGGCAGACGCCGUGGACAAAAGAGUUCUUUUUCUGAGAAGCGAAAACGUGCUGACAAUAUCUGAGGGGUAG